Molecule: messenger RNA, 2487 nt
Organism: Mytilus californianus (California mussel)
Lineage: Eukaryota; Metazoa; Mollusca; Bivalvia; Mytilida; Mytilidae
Exons: 16
Coding region: 102-1604 (500 amino acids)
Biological process (GO): protein deubiquitination
Molecular function (GO): cysteine-type deubiquitinase activity
Source: RefSeq, a predicted model, not a curated record
UACAAUACGGAUAUGAGCUUAAUGCAAAGUUCUGGAAUCACCAUAUUUCAAAGGAUACUGUUGAGAGAGGGUUUUUUGUUCGUGAAUUAAAUAGAGGAAAUAUGACAGGUGUAACAGGCGAUUUUGAAGGUUUGGAAAACUUUAAUUUGGAAGACCUCCAUGAAUUGCGACAUGAAGAAAAGGAAGAAGUUAAAAAACAGAUUGAAGCCAUAUAUAUUGAGGCAACCUCUUUGGAGAAAAAAGCCAGAGAAUUGGCAUGUGAUACAAAUUCAAAACAGUAUAUUCUUCGCCACGCACAAACCUUAACAGAAAAAGCAAAUGAGAUGAAAGAAAAGAUAUGCUUAGCAUCAGGGAAAUCAUUCCAAACACCUGAUGAACUACAAAUUGCUAUAAAGCAAUCCAUAGCUUCAAACGAGGAACAAACAUUAAUAGUUGAGAGACUUAAGAGGAACUGUUCAUCCCAUGGCUUAGAAUACAGAGGUCAAACACCAGGGAAUGGGAAUUGUUUUUUUGAAGCAAUCACAUGCCAGCUAGAUAGAAUUGGCGCAGACGUUAUUGCUCCCGAACAAUUAAGAACAAAUGUUGUAAACUACAUAUCAACACAUCCUAGUUUUGAGGGCAGUCAAGGCAUUGUGUUAUUAGAAAACUUCGUUGAAGACAAUUUUCCGGACUACUGUGACAGGAUGUUACAGAAUGGAGAGUACGCAGACCAUGUUGUGGUCAUUGGAAUGUCCAGAAUGCUACAGAGAGACAUAAUUAUUGUCACCAGUGCUCCCAGUACCAAUAAUGAGGAUAGUGUCCUUUGGGUAACUGGUUGUGAUGGUUUUUCCGGUAAUCCUAUUCUUCUUGGGCACAUUUUCGAAAACCACUACCAGUCACUCCAGCCAAAAGGUGACAGUGGCAAACUUGAUCACCACACGAAUGAUAAGCAUGCAACAAAUGAUGAUAACCUUUUUAUUCCUGUUGAUGUGUGCAACGAAGAACUCAGCAACUAUAACAUGACACAUGAUGUUGAAGAUAUGCCAUUCGUAGAGUUUGUGAGAUCCACCUUCAUCAAAAAACGGAAAAAUGGUACUGAUUGCAUUGUUAGACGUUUAAGAAAUGAAGUGGACAACGAAGACGUCAUAACCAAGCAUUUAAUGGAUAUAACAAUCACAGGGAAUUUUAUUCACAGGAAAGCAAAUAAAACCACAUUGCAAUACAGGUGUGAAAGAUGUAAUAAACCAAGAGGAAAAAAAACAGGUCCUUUGAAUACCAGGGCAAAUAAUUGUCAGGCAUAUGUGUCAUUCCAGUAUGUUAUGUUAAUAUUUUUGACCCAUUUGAGUAAAAAAGCAGUAAUAAUUCGGCAACAACUAAAACACAAUGGACACAGUUUACAGAUAAAAGAGGAAAAACACCAAUCACGCCCAGAUCACAGCUUACUGCUUUAUAUAGAUGCUUUACUUGAUCAGGGGAAAAAACCCAUGGAAAUAUUGUGCAAAGCAUGGAAAUGGGCUAGAGAUCAAGGGCAUUUUGAUGUGCACGAUAGAAGAUACUAUCUGACACCAGUUGACAUUAAGAAUAUAUGUCAACGUUACAAAAUGGAUAAAAGAAUGAUGCUGUAGCUGUACACGAGCUAUGCACACAAAUACUGAAGGAAGAGAUAAUUUUCUACCAAGAAUUGAAAGAGGGAGUACAGCCAUUAGUAAUUAUUUACCAGAAUGAAGCACAAAGAAAAAGAAUGGUGAAACUAGCAGAAAAUGUGGUGUUUUUAGAUGCUACAUAUAAAGGAUUAACUGCCUAUGGUUAUUCAUUCUAUGCUCUUGUUGCAAGAGAUGAACAGCAAGGCCGAGGCACUCCUCUUUCGUACUGUAUCUCGUCAGAUGAUACUGGUGAAGUUGUCAAAAUAUUUCUGAGAUCUCUGAAGACUACGGCUGAAAAUCAUGGAUUUGAUUUCCGUCCAAGAUCUUUUAUGGUAGACAGAGAUACCAAAGAAAUCAGCGCAAUUAAUGAAGUAUUCCCAAACAGCUCUGUUUUACUUUGCUGGUUUCAUGUUUUACAGGUAUUAUAUUAUUCAAUAUAUGUAUCAUACAUUUUACCUUAUUCUUUAUGGGAAAAAAAUCAGUUAUUAAAUGAGAGUUAUUCUGUGAAGUUUCACUCUUUUGGAUCAAUAAGUAUUAAUUGCAUUGGAUUUAACAUUUUAUAUCUUUUUUUUGUGUUUAUAAGCUUGAGGUUAGUUUUGAAAUUAAUAAAUAGACUCUUUCGCAUUAAUACUUUCAUAGAUCAAAUAUUAUCUUGUUGAAAAAUAAUUAGUCAUGAUAUAUUCAAGACAAUGUUUAAUUAUUAUUAUCAAGAAUCUUUAAGACAUGAACUAAAUAUAAAUGAUUUGAUUUACAGGCUGUGUACAGAUUUUUGAAUAAAAAAGAAUCUGGUGUAUCAGGACCCAUGCACGCACAUACCAGAAAAAAAGUUAUUGACUAUAUUAGAACUAUGAAAAUAUGUACCAAG